Molecule: messenger RNA, 1002 nt
Organism: Rhincodon typus (whale shark)
Lineage: Eukaryota; Metazoa; Chordata; Chondrichthyes; Orectolobiformes; Rhincodontidae
Product: ER membrane protein complex subunit 9-like
Exons: 6
Coding region: 8-685 (225 amino acids)
Cellular component (GO): EMC complex
Source: RefSeq, a predicted model, not a curated record
CUUAUUCAUGGUUGACCAGGAAGUGAGAUUUGAGAGACUGGGGGAGGGAGGCCCCUCGUCUCCGAAGAUGGCCGAGGUGGAGAUUUCGGCUCGGGCCUACGUGAAGAUGCAGCUGCACGCUGCCAAGUACCCAUCCUGCGCCGUCAACGGCCUGCUGUUAGCGGAGAGGGCACCGGGGACGGGCGGCUGCCUGCUCCUGAACGACUGUGUUCCCCUCUUCCACAACUGCCUGCCUCUCACUGUCAUGUUGGAGGUGGCUCUCAACCAGGUCGAUGUCUGGAGCCAUGCCAAGAACCAAGUGAUUGCCGGCUAUUACCAGGCCAACGAUCACAUGAGGGAUCCAAGGUACAGGGCCUGCAGUAUUGGAGAUCGGGUGGCUGAGCAUCUGCGAGAGGCGGUGCUGAUCAUGCUGGACAACACCAAGCUGUCGGGAGAUUAUGGUGGACCUGCAGUCAUCGUACACGAACGGCUGGAUGGGACCUGGGUUCCCAAAGACAAGAACCUGGUGAUGUGGCGAGACUGGGUGACCACGCGGGCGCUGCUUGUCCAGCUGAUGGGCUGCAGGGCCUACUCGGGCCUGGUCGACUUCGACGAGCACUUGGACGACAUCCACCGGGAUUGGGCCAAUGCCCCCAUCAACAAGAGGAUCGGGGCCCUCUCCCCCACCGCCAACGGCAGUGCCUGAACGCAGACACCCCCCCCCUUGCCCCCUCCCUUCCCCUUCCUGCCAAGAACACCACCACCCCCCCCCUCCCCCCCGCCACCCCUGCAACUCAUACCCCCCCUGGGAAGCAGGGGGCUCAGACACUGCGGGAGGUAGAGCUGGAGGGUGGGGUUUGCAGGUCUGUAAAGUGGAUGUGCCUCCUCCCCCACCAAACAAAGGGCCAACAGCACCGUCUGCCCACCGUCUCUCCCAUUCUCUCUCUCUCUCUUUCUCUCUCUCUUGUCUCUCUCACUCUCUCUCUGUGCAAGGGUUAAGAAUAAAAAUGCCGCUGUUUGUAA